Messenger RNA from Fonsecaea pedrosoi CBS 271.37, 1104 nucleotides. RefSeq lists its product as uncharacterized. Lineage: Eukaryota; Fungi; Ascomycota; Eurotiomycetes; Chaetothyriales; Herpotrichiellaceae. The transcript has a single exon. The record is from RefSeq and is a predicted model, not a curated record. The coding region runs from base 1 to 1104 and encodes 367 amino acids.
AUGGAUCAGGCUCUAGGAUUAGGCCUGAACGGCGUGAACCUCGCCCUCACACACCAUGAUAAGGUCAUCGAUCCCCUUCACCGCAGAUACAAGAAGAUGCGUGGCGACGUCCCUCAACCUGAUCCUGAUCUCUACGACAGAAGAACCAUGGAAGAGAAGGGCCUCGUCCUACGCCGUCGGCGCGAUGUUGCCUCGGACGAAGAGAUUGUGGAAGUGGUGAGGCACAAAGGGGACAUUCUACCCCGACGGCCUGGUCGGUCUGAGCAACGACAAAGAGCCACCUCUAUGCACACCGGUCGGGACAUUGGUGCAGGCGCCGCCGCAGGUGCUGGUGCAGGUGCGCUGAUUGCCCACCGCGACCGAGAUCGCCAUCGAGACGAUUACUAUGAAUCGGAAGGUUCUGUGCCUCCACGAUCUCGUGUACGGGCAAAAUCCUCUUCUGGUCGCUCCCGUCGCCGUCGGAGCUCCUCUUCCUCUUCCUCGUCGCUGCUCUCUUCCACCGAAGAAGAGAAGAACAUUCGCAAGAUGCAGCGCAAAAAAUGGCUCACCGCCGCCCUCGCAAGUGUGGCCACGAUACACGCCGCCUCCAAGGUCUAUUCCUCCAUCGAGUCGCACGACAAACGAAUGGAGAAAGUUCGCGAAGGCAAAAUGUCUCCAGAAGAAGCCCACAAACAACAACGCGCUUCCCGGUGGCAGGAUGCUGCGGCCAUUGGGAUUGCGGCAUUGGGUCUCAAAGGUGCGGUGAGCGAGUGGAAUGAACUGUCCGAGGAGCACAACCAACACAAGGAGCUGCUCUCACAGAAAGAAGAACACCACAAAAGGCGUAUGGAGCGCGAGCGACGCCGGCGGGCAAGGGAACGGGGAGGUUACUACAAGGGAAGAGACGGCAACUGGUACUACGACGGGCCUGAGCCACAGAGCAGUGAAAGUUACCGUGGAAGCCGUUCUGGUGCUGGGGCAGGAGGCCAUUACGACGACGACCGCGCAAUCAGAGACUCGAAUCGCGCCAGAAAAAUGUACGAGGAAGAUGGAGAUUUUGAUGAUAUCGAUAGCAGGAGAUCCAAGUCUCGGCAUGCGGUGAGUCGCAGUCGUGCCGGCGACUAA